AUCCACUCCUUCCAAUAGCGGAUGCAUGUUGCCAACAUUGCGACACAUCCGGACUUGCCCAAGUGGCGAGAUGAUUGAAAGACUAACGACUCCCGGCAUGCUCGAAUGUGGAGGGUGCAGCGGGGCCUUAUCAGACAAUCUGCCGCCGUUGUGGCCAAGUGUGGCUCCGGAGGCCAGGAGAUGCUAAAUGUCGAUAGUCAUGUGACCAAUUACUGCAGCCCGGACGUAUAUAGCUUAUUCUUGUCUCACGAGCUAUACCCUCUAGAGGAUCCACCAAGCGUCAGCAAUGUCGUAGUUGAUAGUCGACGGCGAUAUGUCGUGAAGUGCAAAGUCCUGGUGCUCCGCAUCUGGUAUCUGCCAGAACCCAUAUCGAACCGGUACGAAUUGAACGGCACGUCUGAAGCAUAUGGUAAGCGACUGAGGGGAUUAUCCAGUCCUGGAUUCCAGAUGAGUGCCUUCUCGGAUCCGGUCUUUUGGCCCCCUUACCAACAUGAUAAGUUUCAUGAUAUUAUUGAUUCUUUUGAAAACAUCAAACCCAGCGAGAAUAUCGAGGAAACGCUUCAGCUCGAGAUCUUGAAAUUGCGCCUUUGCCGCUGGCGGGACGCUAUCGUCCAGCUAGCCGGGGCUUCGGAAACGCCUGAGGGUGCAGAUGCGAGCCUAUUUGACUCAUUCUUGAGCUUCAUCCAGAAUACCCUUGGACUGGGAGCAGAAAUGCCGCUUUCGGCUGGGUUGACGAACGCCGAAGACCACUGGCUUAUUCAAACAUUGCAGGAUGCUGCUGGGGCACAUCGAGGGCCAUCUCAUCAGACAUCAUCUACCGAGGGCCGACCCAAGAGAGCAAUCUCUAGGCCGACCUUGAUGGCUGUCAAAGGCCUAGUUGACCAGCUGGAGGUUGCUGGGCUUCAAAAAAAGCUCCAUCAGUUGCGGUCCGCAGAUUCAGAGGCGUUCAAGAAGCACCACCGAGCUUGUGAGCAGGAUAUCAACCUCCUUAAGGGGAGUGCCAUGGCCGUAGACCCGAAAUUCGGCGAAUUACUCCGUUGGGGCGGUGACUUGUUUUCCGACAUUGAAGUUCAGGACAAUUUUGUCGGCCAUUUUGGCCAUAACCUUGCGCCGGGGGAGUCUUCGGCGGGUGCUACGUUCACCGGUAUCAAAGCUGGCGGCCAUGCCUUCGCCCAUUUUGGGCACACGAUCGGGAAUUUCAAGGGGAAGACGAUGUACGAUGGCAGGCAGGAGGCAGACAAGUAAAUCCAGCAUCCAGUCGCCGUGAGCGUGGAUUAUAUGUGACAUGUACGUUUAGCGUGCAGGUACUCUGUUGUAGUCGGUUCCUACUACAAAGAAUAAGAGCUCAGUUGCUAUUG
Molecule: messenger RNA, 1358 nt
Organism: Lindgomyces ingoldianus
Lineage: Eukaryota; Fungi; Ascomycota; Dothideomycetes; Pleosporales; Lindgomycetaceae
Exons: 2
Coding region: 106-1245 (379 amino acids)
Source: RefSeq, a predicted model, not a curated record